AUGGAGUACUUCAAUUUUGAUGCCGCCUCGAACGGCGCGGACGCUUAUUUCGUCGAUGCCUCAGGCGAGACUCCCGAUACAGGUAGAGGCAUUGCAACCCAUGGACCUGAUGAGCAGGAAGCUUGCGUUGAUGAAAUCGAUGGCUCUGUCGGUGCAUCUGGACAUCGGCCGUCCGUGUCGAUUGAUAUUCCGAUGUCGGGGCCUAAGCACCCUUUCGCGCAGUAUGACCAGGCACCACUGCCCAGCAUAGAGAAUGACGAACAGGAUGCUGUGCCUUCGGAGCCGUACAAGAAAAACAGAGCCCGGCUGCCGAAACAUGCAGUCCGGGUCUUGCGGAGCUGGCUGGCUGAGCACGCCGAUGACCCCUACCCCUCGCGAGAAGAUAACCUAUAUCUGAUGGAGAAGACGGGUCUGUCGAAGACCCAGAUCCGCAACUGGUUGGCGAACUCCAGAAAACGGAAACCCUCCCUCCGCUCCCCGGCCUCUUCUCUGCAGUCCCGCGAUACCUCCAGUGCGCGGUCGAGCUUCGAUAGCCCGUCCUGGACCCCGCUGGAGCGAUGGCAGAACUCGCCACCCGAGGAUGAGCCGGCGUCGCUGUCGGACGUGUAUCAGGCACUGGUCGACCGGCCCAGCGACUAUGAGAUGGGCGCCAAUCCGGCUGCAAGCUUUCCGUCCGAAGGCUACGCGCACCGAAAGUCCAGCAGUAUCUCCAGCUUCAGCGACUUGAGCAUGACGCGCGCUGCAUCCGCCCGGAGCUCGGACUCAAACUAUUCCUCCGCCUCGGACCUCUCUCUCUCCGGCCUCUUCACCGACCAUCUGUCCAUCACUCCGCACCAAGCGCGACCACGGAGCAGAAGUCGACACCGGCACCUGAAGCGACGCAGUUUCAAGAAGAAGCCGGUCGAGGACAAGGAGAAGGCCAAGAAACAGCGUCUCUUCCGGUGCACCUUCUGCACCCAGACCUUCCCCACCAAGUACGACUGGCAGCGACACGAAAAAUCGAUCCAUUUGAAUCUCGACCAGUGGGUCUGCGCUCCCCACGGUGCCACAACCGUAGUCAACGGAGUCACCAUCUGCAUCUUCUGCAGCACUGCUGACCCCGACCUCGACCACAUCGAGUCCCACGACUACAGCCUCUGUCAGGGCAAACGGCCCCAGGACCGCAUGUUCAACCGCAAGGACCAUCUCGCACAGCACCUCAAACUAACACACAGCACCGAACUCCAACCACACAUGGACGACUGGUCCAUCUCGACGCAGGAGGUACGGUCGCGGUGCGGGUUCUGCGACGCCGUCUUCUCGACCUGGAAAGAGCGCAACGACCACCUCGCGACGCACUUCAAAGCCGGCUGCGACAUGUUCCAGUGGCACGGGGACUGGGGGUUCGAGCCUCACGUGCAGGACCUCGUCAAGAACGCGAUGCCGCCGUACCUCAUCGGCGAGGAGUCCGUGACCCUGGAGCCGUGGAGGCCGACGUUUCUGCCUGAGGACUCACAGCUGGCGUUUGGGCACAACUCAUGGGCGAACAAUCACCCCGAGGCGUUCCAGCUGCUGUACGAUCAUCUGGUCGACUAUAUUAUCCGACAGAAGAUGACCGGGGCGUUCCCUUCCGACCAUAUGAUUCAGAAUGAAGCCCGGAGACUGGUCUACGGGAGUGAGGACGAUUGGGACCAGACUUCAGCCGACAACCUGGUCUGGUUGAAUAUCUUGAAGAGCGACGCUCGGAUAUGUGCGGUUGGGAAUAUACCUGCGGACGCUGGGUUUGGCUUGAAUCCGCCUUGA
Molecule: messenger RNA, 1782 nt
Organism: Aspergillus steynii IBT 23096
Lineage: Eukaryota; Fungi; Ascomycota; Eurotiomycetes; Eurotiales; Aspergillaceae
Exons: 2
Coding region: 1-1782 (593 amino acids)
Biological process (GO): regulation of DNA-templated transcription
Molecular function (GO): DNA binding
Source: RefSeq, a predicted model, not a curated record